GCGAGAAUUCAUAGUGAAGGGACCUUUACAGACAUGGCUGGAGCAAUGAUCUGAUUACUAAAGAGAAGUAAGAGAUUAAAGAGAAGCGGACCCAAUUAAAACUUCUUCUGAGCCUUUCGCAUGGAUCCCAAGAAAGAAGCAGCGAGAAUGCAGAUGAUGUUAAGCUGCUUGUUGAGAGUGUGAGUUCUGGCUCGUGUCGGCCAGAUAGCUGAACUUAAAGUGAUGGUGCAGGAAGAUCCAAACCUGGGCUCAGGUCCAGAUGAGGAUGCCUCUGAGUUGUCAAUUUCUGACAAUGAUUCAGACUCUGGGAGUGUGCUGUCAGAUGACUCUGUGCUUCCUGACUAUAAGCGGGAAGAGGAUAGCGGAGGCCCUGCCAACACCUUGUACCAAGCCUGUGCCAAGAACAAUGCUGCAGCCCUAUCCAAAGUUCUGGAAAGGGGAGUCACAAAAGAUGAAGUCAUGGAUUUAGACAUAAAUGGAAGGAACUGCCUGAUGUCGGCAGUCUCAAAAGGUUUUGUGGAUAUUGUGUAUGGACUAAACCAGUGCCCAUUUCUGAAUAUCAAUCAUCAGGAUAAUGACGGCAAUACUGCACUUAUGAUUGCUGCACAAGCUGGUUUUGUAAGCAUUCUUACCUACAUCCUUAAUUACUUCUCUGGAGUGGACAUGGAGCUCAGGGACAACCGAGGUUUUACUGCCCUCCUCAAGGCAGCCAUGCAAGGCAACAAUGACUGUGUAGCCUCUCUGGUCAUGGCAGGGGCGGACAUAAAUGUAGUGGAUGCUGCAAGGGGAAAGGAUAUGCAAGAAUGGGCCCUGAAGACAGGUCGCUUUGACACACUAAGCAGGCUUAGACGACUAAACAGUAGACCAAGGGCAGAACAGUUUUGUGAAAGCUUCAUCCCAGAAUGGCCAGAACUGAAGGACCUGGUAGCCAAAGCCACGGCCACAAAAAGCACCGGCCAGAAAGUCGCCUGUCGCUUGAAGUCAACUUUCAGCUUCAGCUUUCCACAUGACCCACAGGACAACGGCAUCAUGGACCAUAUGGUGCGUAUCACCACAAGCAUCCACAGUCCUUUGGUGGUCACAGGAUGUCGUCCUCUGUGUCCCACAAGCCCACCAGAGAUCGGUAAGCGACGACUUCCUGUGCCUGAUCUGAUGCAGAUGCACCCAGAUAAAGAUCUGGGGAAAGAUGCCGUACAGCACAGCAAUGGCUCCAUCUCUACCUCGACAACCUCAGCUUCUUCCUCCUCGCUGACCUCAUGCUGCUCCGACAGCAUGCGGAGAGACAGCGUGCUGUCUUUGGCCUCCAGUGGCAUUCGCAAGUUCGUGCCACACAUGGCCCGUCGCAAUAGCGUGUUUCCUGAUGGCUGCAUCCCUCAAAUCAAAGUUAGCAAGUCUGCAGAGCCAACGCCAAAGAAGGAAAAAAAGAAGAGGAAAUCUAAAGGUCACUUAGAACCACCAGUGUGGAAGUAUAAGGAAGCUAAAGAGGAGAAGAAAAAACUGCUGGAAAAAGCAAAGGCUGAUCAAGAAAAGAAUGAUAAGAAAGUUAAGAAGAAGAAUAAAAAGUGAAGUGGCAAUAUGUAAUUGCCAGGAUAUUAUAGCUCUCAGAUUUGUCUGCUAUCAGUGUAGAUCUUUGAAAUUUGCUCAUAUGAAGGGAGAUUAAAGGGCAAUAAACCACAUGAGUAUGGAUAUAUAUUGUCCUCACUGUUUUUAAUUAUUUGAUUUGUACUGUUUUUCUAAAGUAAUGGCAUUACAAGGCAGACAACAGCACAACACCCAUAACAGCAAAUUUACGUAAACGCAUUAUUGUUCCUGUUAAAAGAUUAUUUUUACAGGAUUUUAUGUAUUGUACAUGCAAUUAUUUAAAUGUGAUUUGUUUAGUCAUUUAUACAUGAAUUUUGUAAUGUAGUGUUUUACAAGAAAGGCAGAAAAAAAAUUGUAAAGCACUUUAUUAUUUUUAUUCAGAUGCCUACUAACAGUUAUUUUCUUGAAGUCCGUAGAAAAAUAACUUUUAAUGGUUAAAUGUUACGCUUGAUUCAUUUAUGAUUUCUGAGAAAAGUUAUAUGUGUUGUCUCAGAUUUGCAUAUAAAAACUUUAACUGGCAUGGUCUUUGAGACAAAUAGACAGGUGGUCUAAUACAUUUUUAAGGACUGUGUAUAUAGACAAUGUUACAUUACUUUAAUACUUUACAAAGCCAAAAUAUGUUAUGUGUGUCUUUUUUGACUGACUGUUAGUUGUUUGUAAUAUUUUGAUUUUCUUAUAUAA
This is a messenger RNA of Paramisgurnus dabryanus, 2262 nucleotides long. It is a transcript of the gene ankrd33aa, whose product is annotated as ankyrin repeat domain 33Aa. NCBI's taxonomy places the organism in Eukaryota, Metazoa, Chordata, Actinopteri, Cypriniformes, Cobitidae. Gene Ontology annotation, molecular function: protein binding. The record is from RefSeq and is a predicted model, not a curated record.